ACACCGUUCAACUAUAAACUUUUCAAUAAUGGAGGGAAAAGGGAAUUCCGCCAUUUUGAAAGCAUUCAUUUGUGCCAAAGAGGCGGGACUGAGCAGUUCUGUUUUCAAAAUGAAUUGGAAUUUUACAUCUUUAUUUAUUUUCUUUUCUGUGAGUGUCUGUGCGGCCAGUUACCAUGAACAGUAUAGAGUGCCCAAAACAUGUACGGACAAGUGGGAGUCGUACGUGUUUAAUGAUAUGGAAUACGUGGUUCAAAAUCUGCCUGUAAAUUGGGAAAACGCCAAAAUUCUCUGUCGAGGUCACCACAAUGGAUCCCUUGCAGUAUUAGACACAAAGGAAAAAGCUGAAUUCUUGGCCGAAGCUCUUUCUGAGUCCCAGCUUUCUAUAGAGUCAGUAUGGGUGGGCGCCCGGAGGGGCUCCGCUGACGACCCGGCGGGCUACCGCUGGGGGCAAGGCCUGGAGUUGAGAAGGACUGCUGCUGAUGUCUACUCGGAGGCUGGCUUGGAUGAUCACUACCCUGCGUGGCUGAACCGCACCAGGGUCCCGGUACCAGAGGGUGGAGCAGACUGCGUGGCCCGUCUUCGUGGACUUGCCCUGCCAGAUACUGAGGCUUCGCACUCCUUAUGUGCCUCUCACUGGUUCACAUUCUGGCUGAACCGCACCAGGGUCCCGGUUCCAGAAGGCGGCGCGGACUGCGUGGCGCUGGAGCGUGCGCGCCACGACCGGCCCGUCUUCGUGGACUUACCCUGCCAGAUACUGAGGCCCUUCGCUUGUGAGAGAGGAUGGCUGAACCGCACCAGGGUGCCGGUACCAGAGGGUGGCGCGGACUGCGUGGCGCUGGAACGCGCGCGCCACGACCGGCCCGUCUUCGUGGACUUGCCCUGCCAGAUACUGAGACCCUUCGCUUGCGAGAGAGGACCGGCACUCCUCAUGUGUCCCUCUCACUGA
Messenger RNA from Ostrinia nubilalis (European corn borer), 946 nucleotides. RefSeq lists its product as uncharacterized. The transcript is spliced from 7 exons. Bases 29 to 946 code for a protein of 305 amino acids. NCBI's taxonomy places the organism in Eukaryota, Metazoa, Arthropoda, Insecta, Lepidoptera, Crambidae. The record is from RefSeq and is a predicted model, not a curated record.